Messenger RNA from Nomia melanderi (Alkali bee), 1992 nucleotides. RefSeq names its product serine-threonine kinase receptor-associated protein wmd (gene wmd). Gene Ontology annotation, molecular function: protein binding; RNA binding. Gene Ontology annotation, biological process: spliceosomal snRNP assembly. NCBI's taxonomy places the organism in Eukaryota, Metazoa, Arthropoda, Insecta, Hymenoptera, Halictidae. The record is from RefSeq and is a predicted model, not a curated record. Gene Ontology annotation, cellular component: SMN complex.
CUCGCUACGUUCACGGUAUUCAGUGUCGCAUCGUGCGUAGAUGGUGACGGUUCGUCUAAGAGGAACGUACCGAUAAUCCGAGAAGCCGAGUCGCCAUUCGCUGGGGGUGACGAAGAGAAUUCGCGAGCAGAAUUUCUCGUCGCGCCCUAGCCGGGUGUAGACGUCUCGGGGGAAAAGCGGGAAAAUUCGAUCACUCAGCCGUAACUGACACUAUGGCGAAUUUGAGACAGACUCCGCUGACGUGUAGCGGACACACAAGGCCUGUGGUGCAUCUUGCGUUCUCCGACGUCACGGAAUCUGGGUAUUACCUGAUCUCGGCCUGCAAAGAUGGGAAACCUAUGCUACGUCAAGGGGAUACUGGAGACUGGAUUGGAACAUUUGAAGGACACAAAGGAGCGGUGUGGGGUGUUGCGUUGAACCCUGAGGCUACUAGAGCUGCUUCGGGUGCUGCUGAUUUUAAUGCUAAAGUCUGGGAUGCUAUUAAAGGAGAAGAAAUUUAUUCCUUUCAACACAAACAUAUAGUCAAGUCUGUCAAUUUUAGUACUGAUUCCAAUUUCUUGUGUACCGGAUCCAAUGAGAAACUUGUACGAAUUUAUGAUCUCAACAAACCAGAAGCAGCUCCACAGGUUUUCUCAGGUCACAGAAAUGGUAUAAGACAUGUUACUUUUUUCAAUAAUAACACUCAAUUAAUAACCUGUGCCGAUGACAAAACAUUAAGAGUCUGGGAUAGAAAUAGUGGUCAGGAAAUAAACUGGUUAGAUUUUCCAGCAAUUCCAAGUUCUAUGGAAGUGUCUAGGGAUGGAAACAUAAUUACAACUACUCAUUCCAACAUAGUCAGUUUUUGGAAUAGUAGAGAUUUAACCAAAUUACGAGAAUACGUUGUACCAACUCAAAUGAAUAGUGCCAGUUUACAUCCAGAUUGCAGUAUUUUUGUAUGCGGUGGGGAGGACCUGAAAAUGUACAAAUUUGACUACAGUACAGGAAUAGAGAUCGAAUCAUUUAAAGGGCAUUUUGGGCCAGUCCAUUGCGUACGUUUUUCACCAGAUGGUGAACUAUACGCAAGUGGCUCCGAAGAUGGUACACUGAGAUUAUGGCAAACGACUGUUGGCAAAACUUAUGGUCUUUGGCGAUGUAUAGAACAAGCACCCAUAAUGCAAGAUAAUGCUGCUGUGCUUAAUAAUAAACAAGAAGUUUCUGCCAGUUAAAAGUCAGGGAAUUCAUGAUUAGUGGAACAAAAAAAAAUACUUUGACAGUGGAAAACAGACACUUACUGAGUGGAAGUGAAAUAGGACAGCAAGGAAAGAAUCUCGAAAUUUUACUAGCUGGUAAUUGUCAUAGCUCUGUAAAUAUGGGGGAUCUCUGUAAACUAAGCUCCAUUCUGAAUCAGGCUGUUGCACGUGAUACUCUGGAGAAGACUUAAAAAGCGGACCAAACUUCAUGGUAGUCUGAUAGGACAUGGAAGUGUGGGACAUGCCGUUCACUAUUUAUUACAAGGAAAAAAGAAAAGAAACAAUUAACAUUUAUUAGUGUUAUACAUGCCCAUUAUUAUAACUACAAAAUUAGAUGAAGGUGUAACGAGAGAAAGAAAAGGAAACUCGACAUGAAAUUUUGUGUUCGCAUUUGUUAUUUUGCAAUAAUAAUUACUAUACAAGUAUAAAAACGUUCUGUCUGGUACACUGCCAGUGUAUCUCCCUCUAAAAACACACGUAUCACUCAUCCAACCAAUGUAAUAUAAUAUUCACAUUUCAUCCCUUCAACAAUGUCACAAUAUUUCCAAACACCGUGACAAUUUAUUGGUAUCAUCUUUGUCUUCGCUUAGUAAGUACGUACUACGAGAUUACUGUACAAAUUUUUUUUUAACUGACAAUGACACCUUUUACACAGCUACAAUGAGCGAGAAAAAAUUUUUAUACACUACUUUCUGCUGCUGACAUAUUACAUUUCUUAUAAAGGGACUGCCAGAGUUCGGGCACUCAUUUGAAGUGGGACUAA